Molecule: messenger RNA, 929 nt
Organism: Plasmopara halstedii
Lineage: Eukaryota; Oomycota; Peronosporomycetes; Peronosporales; Peronosporaceae
Exons: 1
Coding region: 266-586 (106 amino acids)
Source: RefSeq, a predicted model, not a curated record
GUAAAGGAAAUGACAACGUCGAGCGCUUUCCUAUGUUUACGCAAAUUUGUCCUUUCUGCGUACUUCGUACCCUCCAGCAUCUCAGCUCUCAACAUCACGACAAUUGGCUACGCCAUUUUCCUUCGGAUUUCAUCUGCUCGAAUAUUCAAAGUUGCUCUCAGUAUUAAAAAUUAAUUGUCACCGUCGUACACACGUAUCACGUCUCGGUGUUUUCUCAAAAGGAAAUUAUAUUGAAGAUUCUUAACAGAGAUCUUUGAUUUCAACAAUGGUUAUCGUGUUCAGCAAUUUAAUCGAAUUUGGAUGCGUGGUGAAUGAGAUGAAAUUGAUGGUUUUGACGGGCACAGUUUUUGUCAUCUCCAUUCUUCUUGUUCUCGUCUAUAAAACGGCGCGUGUAUGGGAUGACUUCGAAAAAGAAGAGCUUGACUCCAACUUAUUACCGCUAUUCGCGUCGCGUGCCACAAAUCGCUGGGUUAAUAGCCGCAAGGCACAUUUUGGUCGCCUCGGCACGAUACAGGAAAAUGAAGUAUUCUCUCCCAGCACAAUAAAGCAGCAAGGACGUAAUUACGACCGCAGCAGCGAAUCAUAAAAAAUUACAUACUUGCGAGCUUUGUAAAUUAAAGGACAAAUAGUAUCCAAGCUUUGCAUUCCACGUCGGGAUUGCCUCAUAUUUAAUGUAAACUUUCAUAGUUUUCAUUUUAUUAUAAAUUUACGGACACAUCUGAUUCAGCAGCAUCUAAGAAGUAGUAAUAUCGUCUGCAGCACUUCCUGUAUCUAAAAGGAUGUGACAAGCUACUUUGUCGUCGAUCGCGAAUUGAACACCACAUUGCACGCAACACUGAAGAUGACACGGAUAAUAAUGUAAAGUUCGAUAAGCUAACUUUGAAUCACACAACAAAAACCAACAUGACAGCAAAACUCAAUUUGUUCAC